AUGUCUCGUCCUUCUGUCACUGUCUCACGACCAGACCACGACACUUUCUCCGUUCUCGUUUUUAUUGCUGUCGAUCCGUGUGAGUGGAGACGACCACAUCGGUCGUCAUUGUUAGCCUUGUUGUGCUGUCUUUUUUUCUCGAUUCUCUUCUCUGGCUCACCCACUGCCUCUAUCAACCAUGAACAUUUAGACUUCGCCCCAGUUUCCCCCGGCCUCGGCUACCGAAAAGGAAGUGAGCAGAUAUUAAAUCAACCAUUCAUUUGGCGUCAGGCCACUGUUGCAAUAUCGAAAACUCUUGUCGGUCGCCCCCACGUCGGACCACCCGCAACCUAA
Molecule: messenger RNA, 333 nt
Organism: Protopolystoma xenopodis
Lineage: Eukaryota; Metazoa; Platyhelminthes; Monogenea; Polystomatidea; Polystomatidae
Source: the annotation of a GenBank genome assembly